AUGGCGAGGGCCACGGCCGACAACGAGGGGCGGCGGCCAGGGGAAAACCUGCGCUUCAGCCGAAUAGAUCCAGAAGGGAAGCUGGUCAUGGGAUUCAGGAAGACAAAGACUCAAGAACAGUAUUAUCAUAUACAUGCGCCUCGCCCGCCCCCGCCAUCGGCCGCGAUGCAGUGGCUCGCCCCGCGCGUCUCCUUCGGCCUCGAGGACGCCGGCGGGUGCGGCGGCGGCAGGGACGCUGCGGGGGGCGGGGGAGCCAGCGCCGACUUUGAGUUCCUCCUCGCCGGCUGCUCCGCCGUGUCCACCAUGCUCCCCGCCGACGAGCUCUUCUCCGGGGGCAAGCUCGUCCCGCUCCGCCUCUCGUCUUCCUCGGAGGCCGCGGCGGCGGCCACGCGGCCUCCGCUGGCCCCGGCGCCGACAACGCAGCAGCCCGAGACAGCGAGGUCGGAGGAGACGCCGAGGGCGGAGCCGGCCAAGGAUGCGGUGGUGGAGGCGGAGCAGGCGGCGGAGGAGCCUAAUGCUCCGGCCAGGAGGUGGAGGGACCUGCUGCGGAUGCGGAAGCAGCAGGCGUCGGCGUCGGCAUCGUCUUCCUCCUCUUCCUCUACGGAGACCAAGCCGCUCCGCCGCCUCCUCCGCCGCGGGCCGAAGCCGACGGAGCAGGAGCCGUCCCUCAGCCUCCCCCUCCUCCGCGACCCCAACGACGCCGACAUGCCGCCCGCGUCGGCUCCAACUCCAUCACCGACCCCGCCGCCUCUUGUGAGCACGUCGCAGCACCAGCUGCCGCCGAAGAUCCGGCUCACGGCAGCGCAGGCGGCGGCUCCUCCUCUUCCUCCGCCGCCUCCUCCGCCGCGGGCCGAAGCCGCCGGAGCAGGAGCCGUCCCUCAGCCUCCCCCUCCUCCGCGACCCCAACGACGCCGACAUGCCGCCCGCGUCGGCUCCAACUCCAUCACCGACCCCGCCGCCUCCCGUGAGCACGUCGCAGCACCAGCUGCCGCCGAAGAUCCGGCUCACGGCAGCGCAGGCGGCGGCGGCGGGCACCGUGAGCCCGCGACGGCGCCACCAGGAGCAGGAGCUGCCCACGACGCGGACUCGCGCGCGACGUCCCUCUCCUCUCCCUCACUGCACACGACUCCCCAGCGCAGACCCUCGCGAGGCGAGGCCGGAGAAGGUCGGGGCGAGGUGGAUCCGGGUUGGGGUCAACAGAUCCGAGCGGCUCCAGCUCGGAUCUGGCGAGAGACGGGCGCGAGGUGGCCGAUGGCGGAGCUUUGAGCUCGGGCUCCCAUGGCGGCAGCCUCGCAGCAGGGAAGAGGGAGACCGAGUGAGGGAGAGAGGAAACGUUUUUUUUUCCAGAUCCAUAUAGGGACUGCGGGUUGAAUACCCAGAAAUGGAGGGUGUUUUGUGCAAAACUG
Messenger RNA from Hordeum vulgare subsp. vulgare (domesticated barley), 1406 nucleotides. RefSeq names its product pollen-specific leucine-rich repeat extensin-like protein 1. The record is from RefSeq and is a predicted model, not a curated record. The coding region runs from base 1 to 1266 and encodes 421 amino acids. Lineage: Eukaryota; Viridiplantae; Streptophyta; Magnoliopsida; Poales; Poaceae. The transcript is spliced from 4 exons.